This is a messenger RNA of Siniperca chuatsi (mandarin fish), 5212 nucleotides long. Its product is annotated as phosphatidylinositol 4-phosphate 5-kinase type-1 alpha-like. The coding region runs from base 91 to 1830 and encodes 579 amino acids. NCBI's taxonomy places the organism in Eukaryota, Metazoa, Chordata, Actinopteri, Centrarchiformes, Sinipercidae. The record is from RefSeq and is a predicted model, not a curated record. Gene Ontology annotation, biological process: phosphatidylinositol metabolic process. The transcript is spliced from 15 exons. Gene Ontology annotation, molecular function: phosphatidylinositol kinase activity.
CACAGAGAAAGCUGGCAACGUUGGAAGUCCAGCAGCGAAUCAGGAUCUGAGUUUCACCACAACCAAGUCUGAGUGUAGUUUCUGGUCUGAAUGGCCACAGCUGCAGAGGAGCCUCCAGGGCUGCAGGGCCCCUCUGGUUAUUCGACUGGAACUCGAAAAAAUGUUUCACCUGAGAGUCCAACCACUAGCAUGUCUCCGAACAUGAAAAAGACCAUCGGCCAUCGUGGAAUUGAUCCCACUGGGGAGACGACGUACAAGAAGACAACAUCAUCAGCCCUGAAAGGUGCUAUCCAGUUAGGCAUCACGCACACGGUGGGCAGCUUAAGCCAGAAACCUGAGAGAGACGUACUGCUGCAGGACUUUGAAGUGGUCGAAAGCAUCUUCUUUCCAAGUGAGGGCAGUAACCUGACACCAGCCCACCACUAUGGAGACUUCAGGUUCAAGACGUACGCCCCAAUGGCCUUUCGCUACUUCAGGGAGAUGUUUGGCAUCCGGCCUGAUGACUACAUGUGUUCUCUCUGUAAUGAGCCACUGAUCGAACUGUCAAACUCCGGGGCCAGUGGAUCUCUCUUCUACCUCUCUAGGGAUGACGAGUACAUCAUUAAGACAGUGCAGCACAAAGAGGCGGAAUUUCUGCAGAAACUGCUUCCUGGAUAUUUCAUGAACCUGAACCAGAACAAGCGUACCUUAUUACCAAAGUUUUAUGGACUCUACUGUGUCCAGGCAGCGGGUAAGAACAUCCGUAUUGUAGUCAUGAACAAUCUGCUCCCAAGCGCUGUACGAAUGCACCUCAAGUAUGAUCUAAAGGGCUCCACGUACAAGCGACGGGCCUCAGCUAAAGAGAGAGAGAAGGCCGUACCCACGUACAAGGACCUGGAUUUCAUGCAGGACAUGCAUGACGGGCUGUUAAUGGAGGGGGACAAGUACAAUGCUGUUUGCAAGACCAUCCACAGAGACUGUCUGCUUUUGCAAAGUUUUAAGAUUAUGGAUUACAGCCUUCUGGUGGGAAUCCACAAUGUAGAUCAGGCUUGUCGAGAGCAGGCCAGCGAAGAGGCUGUGGCCGGGGCUUUGGCCCAAAGUAGGCCACAAGGCCAAAAGUCCCUGUACAGCACUGCUAUAGAGGCCAUCCAGGCUGAGGCAGGGAGCAUGGGAUCACUGGACACAGAGGACAAAACGGGAGGAAUCCCAGCACGAAACUCAAAAGGCGAGAGGCUGCUGGUGUAUAUUGGUAUCAUUGACAUUCUGCAGUCCUAUAGAUUAGUAAAGAUGCUUGAACACUCGUGGAAAGCUCUGGUUCACGAUGGGGAUACUGUAUCGGUACACAGACCGGGUUUCUACGCAGAACGAUUUCAGAAGUUCAUGUGCAAUAUAGUCUUCAGGAAGAUCUUAUUAAAGACCUCCCCAUCUAAGAAGCGCCGUGCAGUGGCACAUGGUCCUUUGAGAAAGACAGCUGGCUCUGGGCCUUCUCUGUUGACCCAAACCAGCAGCAACAGCCAGCACCCUCUCCAAAAUCAAGUCAGCUCUGAGACCAAAGAAGACACUGAAGGAGACAACGUCAUGCAGUCAGGUCGUCCUGACCUCCUGCCCAGCUACGCUGUUGGCAACACUAUGGAAACAGCUGUGUCCUUUGCUCCCACGAGUCAGCCUCCGCCUCACUCUCAGGAUACCAGCAGGUUAGUGGGAGCGAUUUUAAACUACACAUUGAACAAAGACCAGGAGCACAGCACCCCCAAGAGAGCUCAGUUUGGGACUCUUGAAGAAGGUAUCGGUGCUGAGGAUGUGAUCUCACUCAGUGACAUUGUUCCUAAUGCAAGCAAAUGCUCUGUGUAGAUGUGGGAAAGAGAAAUGGACUCAAAUGAACCGAAACAAACUUGGAGGAAGUUACGAGCAUGGAUGAAAUGUUACAAGCCCCCUUGGUGUGAUUUGAGGUACCACAGUUAAAAAAGUUUUACAGUUUAUCAGCGAGACCAAGUGGGAUAUUAAAUGUUUUUUGUUGUUGUUGUUUUUGCACUUUGAUUUACAAAUCUCAACAUGUUAUGAGCACGUAAGUGGGUGGUUGUGUUCCGACACUAGUAAUUGUGGGUACAUUAAUACUGUGGGCAUUGAACACUAUUAUUCAUCUCAUAGGAAUGCUUCUCUGCACAACCAAAGGUUAGCCAGCAUUUGGUGCAGAGUGUAACAUGAGGACUUUGUCUUAUUUAAGAACAGAAGCGUAGUUAUUUCAAAUCCAUUGUCUCCUUUUUGGAAUUAAUUCAUCUUUUGCAUUUACCAAAUUGCUGUUGCACAUCCUCAUGCAUACUUGGCUCUGUAAGUGUCUGUCCCACCACCCAAAGGCUCGAGCCUAGAGGGUUUCUGCUAUAUGUUUUACUUAGAUACUUUAACACAAAACCAUAUUAUUUUUAUUGGGAACACAGUUUUAAAUAAAAGGGUUUAUAGUUAAGAAAUUACUCUAUUCAUACCGGGUAAGCUGCCUUUUAAAAAAAAUAUUUUUUUAAGCUUACUCUGAAUGCAAAUCAUGCUGGAAAAGAGGUAGUCCUCAGCUUGUGGUUUCUAUUUAACCAGCUGCAGUAAUGGACUUGUACUACAUUAAAGACUGUGAAUCCUAAAUGUCACCUCUCAUGUUCAGGUCAAAGGGUUAUUUUAAAAUGAGGUUUUAUUUAUACUUAUACACUGUAUGAUGUGAUAUCAGUGUGUCAGGUUUAUUGUGUACACACAACAAACAGUGACCUGGGGCCUGUCUCAUAAAGCAAGACUAGUGAGUUAGUUAGUAAGUUUGGAGUCAACCUCGUCUUUUUCAGUGGCACAGAGAGAGCUUGAGUCGCAAUGGCAACCAAUGCAGUUUGUGUUUUAAGGGUUUUGGAUCAUUUUUUAAUAUAUAUAUAUAUAUAUAUACAAGAACCACCUCCUCACCAAUCAAUUGGGAGGAGAAGAUUAAGUCACCAUUCUAAAAGUAUCCUAAUGAACAAAAACACAGCAUUCACAUUAAAGUGUCAUGUACCAAAGAGCAUGAUAUUAUUACAAACAUGAUUCAUUACAAUGUAUGUUAUUGGAAAUAGUAAUAUACUAAAUGUUUGCAGAAUAAGCAGGUGGCACACUGGCUAUAAAACAGAGCUUCUAAAAGAGCAGAGCUAAUUCUUAAACCUGCGCCAACUUAAUGCAAAAGGUAACAGCAGCAGUUUAGACCUGAAGAUGUAACAGCUUCAGCCAAUGAGUGUAAGAAUUUUUUUUGUGUUUGUUUUUGGAUGGUAUUAGUGUGUGUGUGUGUUUGCUGUUUUAUAUUUUACGAUUUAACCACUCAGAGUUUUGUAAAUUGGAAGAUAUUUUGUAGAAUAGAGUACAAAGAUUUGCUUGAGCGUUAUUGUCUGUCCUUCUGGUUACUUUGGAAAAGGGAGGGGGCCUCCUAAACAGAUUUUAUUUGUCUAAACAAACUAGUGUGGGAUGCACAGGCCAGAAGGAAAAUUAGCAUUCCAGGUUGAUAGGAGUUUUUGCUUUGCUAUAUAAACUUGGUUGGUACAUUUUCUUAAAGUAUUUUUAUUUACUCUUUUCCACUAUUUGCGGUAGUCUGCUGCUUAAAGUAAAAAAGCUAUGUAUAAACUCAAUAGAUUAUGGAUUACUCAAAUUUUAGUAAUCUUUUGCUUUCCACUGUGGGCUACUCAUGUCAACCACAUAUUAAAGCCUAUAUUUUCACACUGAUUUAUGAUGUAUUGCUAUUUGAUUGUUAUAUUAUUUUCAGCUUUUUGUACUCCUGUUCCUGCUUUUUAUAUUCCAGUGGUGCAUUUAGUAUUUCCUAAACAUUACUCAUGUUAAUUGAUUAUAUUGAUUAUAAUGUUAAUGUAACUUUUGUUGCUGCAAUUUCCCCACAAGAAAAAGCAUUUUCAUCUCUUAUUAAAUUCACUUUUGUUGCAUGUGACUGGUUUCCAUAAAGCCAGGGGUAACAGAGCCAGUUGUGUGAGCUCUGAGACAGGUUAUCCAGAAUCGCCAGUGUUAAGUGUAGUGGGGCUGACAACUUUAAGAGAGAUUUUUGAGAUGGGCCCCAACUAUGGUAUAGUUGCUGUUUUUUUCACUAGCAAAGCAUGGUGAUGGCUGCAUGGUGUGUAAAAGUGCAAAAGGCCGAACUGUUUGUCUACUUUUUGUAAACUCAAAGUGGUGGAUGUAGUAUUGGUGCUUCGAUUCAAGUUGGUUUUAGCACUCAAAAUGGGUGUGCAAUGUUUUAACUUGAUGUUAUGUUUGGGUCACUUUAACUUGCCAAGUUUUACUGAAUAGUUUGAUAUUUAAAAAUGCAGAAAUGUAUUAGAAUUAGUUUUUAGUCUGACAGCAUAAAAUAAGUCAGUAAUUUGAAAGAUGCUUCGGCUAUGAAACUAAAUUCUUUGUUGACUCCAUAUAUAUUCCUGAAUGAAUAGACUUGUGAAUACAAUAUAUGAAUUGACAAUUUUCCAAUCAGGAUAAGAUGAAGAAGCAUGAUUUGGGGAUUUUAAUGCAUGCUAUAAAUGAUAUGUGGAGGUUAUUUUCUUCUGUUUCUUCUGUUAUAUCAAACUGUCAGGCAAUGCCCUGUUCCAAUAUUUAAAGUUAAACUGUGACUUAUUGUAAAGACUCCAAAACAGUUACACACGCAGCCUAUGAACCAAACAUGUAAAUAGUCAUAUGUGUUAUAGUAUUUAUUACUGUAUGUAUUGCUCUUGUUUCCCAUGUUAUGAAUUAAUGGUGAUGAUGGAUUGAAAACGUGCCUUUCUCUAGCUAGCACAACAAAUCUGUAUCUAAGGCAUGCAACUCUAAAAGAGUAGAGUUGUUCUUUGGGCUGAUUUAGAUUUUUAUCAUAACAACUGUUAAAUCACGUUGCCUUUGAAUUAUAUACAAUAAAUGUGUGCACAUCGUUAUACAAGAAUCACAACAAUGCCUUUUCACAGAAUAUGUAUUUAGAAGUUUUCUCUCUCUCGCUCUUUUGGGGAUGUCAUGUUUUUGCACACUUGUGCCUGAAGUUAUUAAAGACAAAAGACAUGUUGCUUCUUCUUCGAUUACUGGCAUUAUCUAGAACAACUUUUUAUGUCUUUAAUAGUGUUAUGCAAUAUGACUGCGAUAAUACUGUAAGACGAUAUUAAUUCGUCAACCGUCAGGCAUUUUUACUGGUAAUAAUGAUGUAGUUAUCCCUUUUAUAUUUCUUGAUGUAUUACACCCUUGCAAUGUUGCAGAUUAAUAAACAUGACUUUUUAUGGUU